Molecule: messenger RNA, 5300 nt
Organism: Lingula anatina
Lineage: Eukaryota; Metazoa; Brachiopoda; Lingulata; Lingulida; Lingulidae
Product: adrenocorticotropic hormone receptor
Biological process (GO): G protein-coupled receptor signaling pathway
Cellular component (GO): membrane
Molecular function (GO): G protein-coupled receptor activity
Source: RefSeq, a predicted model, not a curated record
CUGCUGGCUUCACCCAAUCAUCUUUGCCUUGUCUGCCGGCUGAGCUAGACUAAUGUUGGCCUGACAUUCAUCCCAACUUGUGAGUGUGUUAUUGCUGAGGCAGAGAGAAGUGAAGAGAAGAAAAGAGAAGAGAAGAGAAGAGAAGAACAACGGGUCAUGCAACAUUGCCACAGUCUGUUACCUACAUGCAGGCGUGCUUGAUCAUCAUUGAAUUUACAGUGGAUUUUCAUGCAGGCUAAAUGUACAGACUCAAAUUUGGAGUCUCUGAGGAACUAAAUUGAAACACGACAGGAAAGAAAACCUAAGUUGUGGAUCAAACCCCAAUGCAGUUAAGGUACCAAAGAUUAGAGCCAACACAUUAAGCAGAUAAACUGUCAGAAUACCUAUUUGUCAUAAAUCAAGUAUAGGAGCCUAUGGGGAAGCAAGGGAGAAGUCAACUUAUCACACAUUAAAGAUAUUUGGUAAGGCGCUGACAUAAACAAUACUGACGAAAUGUAACAACAUUGACGUUGUCAACUAACAGUCUUGCUGGUAGAUACACAGCACAAACAAACCAGGAGAAUAUUUCUUUUUUUUAUCUAUCACUGCCAACAAAGCCUUCCCUGAUAACACCUUUACUGUACAGCAACAAAGUGGGAGUUUCACUUACGAAAGUAAGAGAUACUAGUUUCUAAUAACACUUCAAAAAGCUUUUAAAACAAUGCCAUUAAAAGUAGGCACCGCUGCACUGAUUUGUGAAAGCGUUAAAAAAACUUUGCCAAGAAAAUAAUUCCAUCACUGUGACUUAUAAAUAGAUAUAUGACAGCUACAUGUAUAUGGCACCAUCAGUAUAUGAACAAGGCAAACCAGCAUAAAUGCUCAUAUUCAAUGUGACUGCUUGUUGGGAAAUGUAGUCUCUAUGGAACUGUUUAUUCAUAAGAAGAAUUCACUUGGGCUAUAGUGAGAAACAGUUUGGUACCACAUUCAAGGAAGCAAGGAAUACAUACUAGAGCUGGUAACAAAAGAGAGAAGGAAGUUUCCCCAAUGAAGACAAUUUCAGUGUCCUGUUCCAAGCAAUGUUAACAUAAAAGCUCACAGAUUGAACUUCUCUGACUCAAGAUUACAGACCAAAUGGGUGCAGGUGCCGUUUACUGAAGAGGUCUAUGCAAGGGUUAAAGCAAUCAACUCUGAACAACUGACUUCUGAUAGGAAACAUCUGGGAGUAGAGCAAGGAGAUUGUCUAAGGAACUAUCCCUGCUGAUUCUGCUGAGAAUAAGUGUUACUUCUUCCUCAUGAAAAUAUAUCCUGUGACUUAAUUGUGAAGAAAGAGGAAUUCAAAUGGACAUAACACCUAAUGAAAAUCCACCCUGCUACUUAAUUGUGAAAAAAGAGGAUUUCAAACAUAACACUGGUGGAUGGACAGACAGAGAGAAUCCCCCCAUGUGUUCAAUUAUAGGAUCUUCCUACACAUCUAUAGAUAAUCUGAAAUCAAGGAGACAUCAGCAGGACAUGAACAGAUAUUACGGACAAUAAUCUCAAGGUUGUGACAGACAAAGAUCAGUUUGCUUAAAAGACUCUUAUCUGGAAACAAAACCAGGAAGUAAAACCAGAUACCUUAGACACACGGAGAUAUAGAUUGGAAUCAUCACUGAGGAAGUGGGAUAAAAGCUCUAGAAGAUCUAUUCACACAAUUCUGAGAAGCAGUUAUAAAGUCCAGGUUUUAAUGACUAAAACAUUUCCAAGAUAACAAUCAUAAAAGAAACUAAAUACAAAUAGUUGAUUCCCAUGUCUGUAAUACAGUGAAGGGACAUGGACUAAGAUGCAAAACGCUCACUGGCCAGGAAGAAAACACAUCACAGUGAUACUUCAAGGCAAUGGCAGAAAUCACAUCAAGUAAAAACCCGAUUUCCUGCAAUAGAUUCAGGUAAUCUGGGCAAUUUAACAAAUAAUAUAUCAUAACUGUCUGGAUUGGUAAAGAUAGUAAUUUGUGCAUGAAAAAGAAGUAUAUAUUUCAUGUACUAACUGCUUUCAAACAUUCAUUUUUAAAUCAACUUCAAAAUGACUGCCUGCAUAACGAAGAACAGAAAGCCUAUCAACGCAUGUGACAGUUGAUAAAACAUUGAUUCAGAGAUCAUCCCACACUGCUAGGUGCCUCAUACUGGAUGGAUGAGACAAACCAAGAAGGUUGAAUUCAAUAAAAAGAGGCUUCUGAAUAGAUAAAAUAGUCAAAAUGACAAGUAAAAUGGAGGGGGAGGUUUUCCACCACCUGGCAUCUGAGAAAUCAGCAAAGUAUUUGCUGGGAAUCCAGAACCUUAGCCAGUCGGAGUCAACCUCCAUCAUCUACGACAGGUCAGAAAAUCACACAGUGGCCGACGUUGAUGAGCACGAGUACUUUGCAUUUUUCACCGUCACCAUGUGCGUGCUGGCAUGCAUAGGUGUCGUAGAAAACCUUCUUUCGUUGCUGUGUCUACUUCACAUACGAAAACCAUGGCAACCGUUCCAUUAUCUGCUAAUCAACUUGGCUUUGUCGGAUCUCAUCUUAAGUGUACUCAUUGCCCUGAGUACAGGGGUAUACUACACUGUGCAGCUGAAACUGGCCAGAGGUCCUGAAGUGUUGUGUGCUGCCUUUGUUCUAGCUGAUGCCUCUUACGUGUUUUUAAUCACGCCGCUUCUCGUGACAUCAGGCUUUGUGAUUAAUCAGUACUUGUCUGUGACAAAGGCGCUGGAGUACGAUAGGAUCGUCACGGAAAGGAGAGUCAACUUAUUCAACAUCUUCUGUUAUGGUCUUACAGCAUUUUUCUACGUUGUCAUGCAUCUUAGUUAUUACAUUGCAAAAUUACCAGCCGAUUGUUUCUCACAUUACUCUGAAAUGCCUUACUACCACGUUGGCCAGUGCUACCUAGUUGGUGUCAUAUUUAUCGCAACGACCUCUAUCGACAUUAUACUGUAUCUACAACUCUACACCAAGAUAAGGAGAAUAUCUCAUGGGGACAAUGCAGCGCAGCAUAAAGUGAACAAAACGAUAGCCUUGCUGCUGGGGACAAUCAUUUUGUUUUGGGUUCCUGGGAUUGCUAAUGCCUUUGUCAAUGCUCAAAUGAGUCCUCAAGGUGAAGGUGAACCGCAAGUCAAAAUCAUUGUAGGGGGUGUCACUAAUCUUAUUAUGAUUCUCAAUCCUCUGUGUGAUCCUUUUAUUUACGGCCUCCGAAUGCCAGAUUUUCGCGAAGGGUGUCGACGCCUCAUAGCUCGCUGUUGGGAGAAAUGUGGCUGCUGUGAACGCUGCCCCGAAAGGAGUGAGAUUUGUAAAGCUAAAACCAAGCUUCAUAAAUAUACAGACUCUAAUCAGAUUACUGAUACGAUGUGUAUAACUGUCAAUCAAAUCAAUGAUUGACAGGACGCACACUCUCUAGCAGACAGAAGACAACAACAACAGCAGCAGCAUCAAAAUGACACAGCUUCCAAAAUGGCUGCAAAUUCCACCAUGGUGGCUGCCAAGUAUAAAGACUGGGAAGCUCAAAGUAUUGAACUUACCCCUCUUUAUGCUAAUAAUAACGGUGCCCAUCAUCAACCUUCUGCAGAUAACGCACAAGAUGACCCAGGCAAUGUAACAGUCAUUUUCCAUUCAGAGCAGGAUGCUGCUGAGAUUAAUAAAAUGGUAAAUGGACAUGACUCUAUAUUCAAACAUGAAAGUGAAACAAUUUCUUGAUCAUGAGCAUGAAUGUUUUUGGCUUCCAAACGGUAUGAUUCAUGGGUAUAAAUAUACAUAUACAUCUUGAUAAAAACUGUAAAUGAAUGUCCUAACAAGAAUACAUCAAAGACCUUUAAUUUCCACUAAUGACAUUCCAUAUGUUCACCAUAAUGAAUGGUUUGUCCAUAAGCAAUACCACAAUCUUGACAUGAGCAUCAACUUUAGGACAUAGAUUCAGAAGAUAAUACAUUAUCAUUUUCAUCUUUAUUUCUGCGAGAAAAUCAAUAACAGAAGCAAAUUGUCACUUUUAACCAGCCUUUCCCCAAUCAUGCUAUUAAUCCUCUCCAUUGAAAUUGGCCAAUUUCAAAGCUGAUCAAAAAGGUAAAAAACCAAUUUUAGGAACAGUGAAACUAGACAAGCAAGGAAAAUAAAGCCAUUAUAAUAGUCAAAAAGUAUAAAUUGCAUUUGGCAAAUCCUUGGGGGAUAUAUUUGAUUGCUUACUGUGCUGUACUUUUAUAUUCGGCACUGAUUUUUGCAGUCAAUUUUUCUAAGUAAUUGCCAGCUCUUUAUCAGUCAAGUAAUUCAACUGAUCCCAAACUGACCAAGAUAGGAAGCCAAAGAAAAUGAAAAUCAAAGUUCUACGAGGACAAUUCUUUACAAGAAGUCAUUGAUCAAGAAGUAUAAAUUAUCUAUGAAUGAAAAUUAUCAAACACAAGCCAAAAAAAAAAAAUGUUGAUACCAUUAGCAUACGGCCAACCUGGAUAAAGGCCUUCAUCAGACUGAUGUGAGUAGAUGUUGUUACUCAAUAUAGAUGUUGUAAGCUAAUGGUAUGAAGGUUUUUCAACUUGGGUUUGAUAAUUUUCAAUUAUGAUCAACCUACCAAGCUAAUGAACAUUUUUGCUUAUAAAUUAUCUAUUUUGAAAUAUAGAGAUGACCAUUUAGGUGCCUUCUGUCUGUUAGAGAGUGUGAGACUUUCAAAGACAGCUACAUAUACUAUAUGUUUUAGUCACUAUGUUCAACAUUUUUAGUCUUUGAGCAAACAUGACUUUGAGUGUUUACAAUUAUAAGAUCACUUUUAAAUAGCAAAAGUGCUUUUUAUAUAUGUAUCAAUCUGUAUUUCAUGAUUGUUAUAGAUUUACUUAAGCUUUUACAAAUAUUGACUUAUUAAUGUACAAAAUCACAGCAAAACUUUCACUGGGUCGUAUAUGACAUCUGUUUUACUCUUAAAAGCAAGGACCAUAUGACAUAAUUUCAAUCUGGUAAUAGUUUGCAAUAUUAGGUGCACUGGCAUUUACUUGUGCCUAAAACAGAUUAACUUAAUAUUUGAGCUUGCUAAUAGCCUACACUUGUAUGUUAACAGUUCCCAAUGAGUAAAACUUAGCAUUACAUUCAGAAAUAAUCCAUUAUCCUUGUUGAUGCAACUUACAGCAACAAUGAUAUAUCAACAUCAUCAAAAGCACUCUGUAUGUGCCAUAUCGCUGUGGUAAUAUAUCAAAACAGAUGGCAAUGUAACCAUUUGCAAACAAUGUGGCAUGAAACAAUAAUAAACUACCCAUGCUCUCAAACAUACAGUACACAGGCCCGUAGCUAGGGGGGGUUCGGGGGGUUCGAAGGAACCGCCCCUUUUGCUGGGAAA